Molecule: messenger RNA, 804 nt
Organism: Talaromyces rugulosus
Lineage: Eukaryota; Fungi; Ascomycota; Eurotiomycetes; Eurotiales; Trichocomaceae
Exons: 5
Coding region: 1-804 (267 amino acids)
Molecular function (GO): peroxidase activity
Source: RefSeq, a predicted model, not a curated record
AUGAAAUCUGCUAUUCUUUUGGCAUAUUUUGCCCUCCCCUGGGCCUUUGCCACCCCCCAGCAUGCUAUCGACUCUCCUCACUGGAAGCCCGCGGGUCCAAAUGACUUUCGAGGACCUUGCCCUAUGAUGAAUACCCUCGCAAACCACGGAUAUCUGCCUCAUGACGGGAAAGGCCUCACCAAAGAGGUCGUAACAAAUGCUUUGAAGUCGGGCCUUAACUUCAAUACUUCUCUGGGAAACUUGAUGUUUGAAAUGGCCAUAGUAGUUAAUCCGGAGCCCAAUGCUACAUUUUUCACAUUGGAUCAACUCAACCGCCACAACGUUCUAGAACAUGAUGCUAGCCUAAGUCGCUCUGACGCCUACUUCGGAAACAACCAUGUGUUCAACCAGACCAUCUUCGAUGAAUCCCGCGCCUACUGGACUGCUCCCAUUCUAGACGCUAAAAUGCUUGCAAAUAGCAAAAUAGCUCGUCAAGUCAGCUCUAGAGCUUCCAACCCAAACUAUACUUUUACAACUAAAACAGAGGCUUUCAGUGUGGGAGAGGUUUCUGCUCCCAUCAUUGUGUUCGGGGACAUGGAUACUGGGGUUGUCAAUCGGUCUUUGGUUGAAUACUUUUUUGAGAACGAGCGCCUACCUACCGAAUUGGGCUGGACUAAAAAGGCAGAUCCCAUUAGUCUUGACAAGAUCACUCAGAUGUCACAGUUAAUUACCAACGCAACGAGUCUUUUAACCGGUUCUGUUGACAUCAAGGCGUUGAAAGUUAGAGACCUCCACUCUGGCUUUAUUCCACACGGGGAGCACUAG